Cucurbita moschata (crookneck pumpkin) is the source of this 760-nucleotide messenger RNA. RefSeq names its product protein yippee-like. The coding region runs from base 243 to 635 and encodes 130 amino acids. Gene Ontology annotation, cellular component: ubiquitin ligase complex. The record is from RefSeq and is a predicted model, not a curated record. The transcript has 5 exons. Lineage: Eukaryota; Viridiplantae; Streptophyta; Magnoliopsida; Cucurbitales; Cucurbitaceae.
GGAUGUUUUUGGAAUGUAGUGUUACAAAAUUAUCUCCUUCUUCACUCACAAUCCACAAAGCCCCCUUUUACAUUGGAAUCGAGUACAGAAGAACACAAAACCCAGAAAGAAGAUCCAGAAGCUACCAUUGAUUCUUCAGUCCUCUGGCUGACCCUUCUGCCUAAUCUUUUUCGAUUUCUCAUUCUGGGUUCUGCUUUGAUUGCUUUCCCACACAAUCUGUGGGAAGCUUAGGCUUUAGAGCUAUGGGGAGAUUGUUUGUGGUGAAUCUGGAAGGGCAGAUCUAUAGCUGCAAGUACUGCCGGACCCAUCUUGCUCUUUACCACGAUAUCAUUUCCAAGUCCUUCCACUGCAGGCAUGGGAAAGCUUACCUCUUCAAUAAGGUGGUAAAUGUGUGGUUGGGGAAGAUAGAAGAGAGAUUGAUGAUGACAGGGAUGCAUACAGUAGCUGAUCUAUUCUGUGUGGGGUGUGGAUCAAUCGUGGGAUGGAAAUAUGAGACUGCCCAUGAAAAGAGCCAGAAAUACAAGGAGGGGAAAUUUGUACUUGAGAGGGUCAAGGUUGUGGGAGCUGAUGAAAGCAGGCUGUGGGGGAGUCAUGAAGCAGAUGCUGGUGGAAGCGAGGAGGGCGAAGAUGUUUGAUUACUGUAUGUUGUAUAUACCCAAUUGUAAAUUCUGCAUACCCUAAGAACCUUCUGGUUUUGAACUUAAAUUCUGUGUUCAUGCUGGGCUGAGAUUUAUUGAAUAAAUUGUAUCUCCUAAAUUAA